UUUUCAGACAUCAAUGGUCGCGAGUGCAGUUUUUAUAUUGGACCUCAAGGGCAAGGUGCUCAUCUCGCGCAACUAUAGGGGUGAUAUUCCCAUGACAGCCAUUGACAAGUUUAUGUCGCUCAUAUUGGAAGUAGAGGAAGAGCAGCAGACUCCAUCACCAGUCAUUUCAUCCGAUGAUGGCAUCAACUAUUUGUAUAUCCGUCACAAUAACCUGUUCUUGGUUGCUAUAACUAAAAAGAAUUCAAAUGCAGCCACAAUCCUAUUAUUUCUUCACAAACUUUGCGAGGUAUUUGCCGAGUAUUUUAAAGAGCUGGAAGAGGAGUCCAUCAGAGACAAUUUUGUUAUUAUUUAUGAGCUUUUGGAUGAAAUGAUGGAUUUUGGGUAUCCUCAAACAACAGAAUCAAAGAUUUUACAAGAAUACAUCACUCAGGAAUCGUACAAACUGGAAAAGCAGGCACGACCUCCCAUGGCAGUAACAAAUGCAGUGUCUUGGCGAUCUGAAGGGCUCAAGUACAGGAAAAAUGAAGUGUUUUUGGAUGUGGUCGAGUCUGUCAAUCUGUUGGUGAAUGCCAACGGAAAUGUUGUACGAAGUGAAAUUCUCGGUGCAGUCAAGAUGAAGUGUUAUCUAAGUGGAAUGCCAGAUGUUCGUCUUGGACUUAAUGACAAGGUUAUGUUUGAAAACACUGGACGAGCUGCAUCUAAAGGAAAAGCAAUUGAAAUGGAGGAUGUCAAAUUUCAUCAAUGUGUUCGUCUUUCCCGAUUUGAAAAUGAUCGUACAAUUUCAUUUAUUCCUCCAGAUGGGGAGUUUGAGUUAAUGUCGUAUCGUUUAAACACAGAGGUGAAACCACUUAUCUGGACCGAAGCCAUUAUUGAAACACAUGCUGGCUCGCGAAUUGAGUUUAUGAUCAAGGCCAAAGCACAAUUCAAACGACGAUCAUCAGCCAACAAUGUGGAAAUUGUGGUUCCAGUGCCUGAAGAUGCAGACACACCCAAAUUUAAAACCAACAUGGGCUACUGCGAGUAUGCACCAGAGAAGAAUUCGUUUGUGUGGAAAAUCAAGCAAUUUCCCGGUGGUAAAGAGUUUGUUUUGCGUGCACACUUUGGACUUCCCAGUGUCAAGAAUGAGGAUCCUGACAAACGACCGCCCAUCUCAGUCAAGUUUGAAAUUCCAUACUUUACUACUUCGGGCAUACAAGUAAGAUAUUUAAAAGUAGUGGACAAGAGCGGUUACCAAGCAUUUCCGUGGGUACGAUACAUUACCCAAAAUGGAGAUUACUUUUUACGUAUGCCAGAGUCGUUGCGAGACUCGAGCAAAUUGUCGGAAAUAUAGUCAAAACUAUGCCUCAACUUCAAGCCAUAAAUACCUGCUUAGUAUGUUGCAGAAUCUGGCAGGAGAAACGGAUAGAUUACUUUUCCAAUAGGAUCGAAUAUUUGAAUGAAGCUGUGAUGAGGAUUAUAUAUAUUUU
Molecule: messenger RNA, 1466 nt
Organism: Batrachochytrium dendrobatidis JAM81
Lineage: Eukaryota; Fungi; Chytridiomycota; Chytridiomycetes; Rhizophydiales
Exons: 10
Coding region: 14-1330 (438 amino acids)
Biological process (GO): vesicle-mediated transport; intracellular protein transport
Cellular component (GO): clathrin-coated vesicle; clathrin adaptor complex
Molecular function (GO): clathrin-cargo adaptor activity
Source: RefSeq, a predicted model, not a curated record